This is a messenger RNA of Fusarium subglutinans, 2085 nucleotides long. RefSeq lists its product as uncharacterized. NCBI's taxonomy places the organism in Eukaryota, Fungi, Ascomycota, Sordariomycetes, Hypocreales, Nectriaceae. The record is from RefSeq and is a predicted model, not a curated record. The transcript has a single exon. The coding region runs from base 1 to 2085 and encodes 694 amino acids.
AUGGAACCCGAAUCACUUCAGCCCAACCAGGUCCAGCUCUGGUCCUCACACCGCCCUAACUUAGAAGUUGGUGACUACACAUUCACUGCAACAGAAACCAUCCAGCCUACUUCGAAUUUGAACGACUUGAGACAACUCUCUAAACUCACGCAAAGUCUUUCUGUGCCGGGACCAAAGUUCAAACUUCUGCAUUCAUCAGACAUCCACAGCGUAUAUCCAGUUGCUGGGAGUAUUGAAACAGGCGCCAUAUUACCGCAUGUGACCCUUAAACACUCUACACUGGCGUGGGAGCGACAGGUAGUGUUUCCUGGCGACUAUGCGCCAGACAGCAGCAGCAAAGUCCCGUGGCUUGCCGUCCUGUCUUUCACUGAAGACGAGCUCAUUUUAAGUGAAAGUGCUGCUACUACCCUCGGCUUCCCUUCAGGUACAGUACCAUCGAGAUAUGGAGCUGUUGCUACCACGGCAAGCCAACUCAAACUCCUCAAUAACAGCAUCGCAUCGCCUCUUUGGUCGUCUAACUUUGGUGAUGAUUACGCGGACACCGAUCCAGUGGAUGCCCUAUGCAUACGGCCUACCUUGUUCAAAGAGCUUUUCCAACCAGUCGCUGGUGGAAAGGCAUGUAACGAUAUCGUACCGUAUCAGUUCAUGGCACAUGUGCGCCAUUCUCAUAGCAGUAGUGAUAUAAUCAGUAUCGUCAUUAGCCCUCGCAGUGGACCAACUGAACUCAUCAAACCUGCUCGGAUGGUCUCGCAUCUCAUCUCAUUGGAGGGAAUACCUCGGCUUGACGUCUCUAGCAGUGCUUCUUCUGUGGCCCUGGUGUCCCUGUAUAGCUGGGACUGGAUGUGCACGCCCCCAGCGGGUCCUACUACUCCGAAGGAUAUUCUCAACGCCCUUGGUAAGACUGUUCAGCCCCUCUGCGUCCCAAAAACAAUUUUAUCUUCUAUUGUUACCUCAACUAUCUCUUCUUCCUGGCUACACGACCGACUUGAAGCCGGGUACACUAUAAAACCUUAUCAAGAUGCUAGUGGUCAGAAGGCGACUUGCAUUCUUCGUGGGCCAUUAAUACCUGCGCCUGAAAAGCCUGAUCCAUCCUUUGGGAGUUGCUGUUCGGACAACGGCAAGGACCUUUUGAGAUUUGAUUCUGCGACUGGAUUGCCUGAUAUCACCAUGCAGUCCGCUUGGACACUAGGUCGAGCAAUGGCUCUUGGCGACAAGUCAUUCUUGACCAGCUUGAUGCGACUUCGAGGCAAGAUCCGGGCUGAAGCAGUCCGCGCAGCAAAGGCAGCUUCGCGGGAUGCAAGUGGUACCGGUAGCUGGACAAGCAAAGACGUAUUGGCGAACCUAGCUACUACCCUGGCCAGUAUCGCCAAAGCGCACUCUGACAGCGCUCACAGUGCCGUCACUGGUCCAGUGCGCUGGACCAAUCAGCAGGCGAGUUCGCAGCCACAACAGCGGCAACAAAUUGUCAGUUUUGCUCAUUUCGAUCAAGCUACGUAUCUCAAGCAGCUCGGGCUCUGGAACGUUGUGGAAGAUUUGUUUGCAGCUACUACCCUUAACGCAGACGCCUCAGUCGUUCAGUCAUGGAUACUGGAGAAACUCCUCCUUGGAGGCAUUCCUCCGUCGUAUCUGGUCAUGACGCCGGAUCAGUUUCCCCAAGAGAGUAUUCGUACUUUCAGUAUUGACUCAACUUGGGUCGCUCUUAUGAUCGACGGAGCACUUAGUCUAGCAAACCAUCAUUCUCGUGAUGGCGAUGACGAUGUGAUACGGAAAUACAUCAAACAUGCAAUCAACAAGUGGCUUACACAACCACUUCCCGAUGAACAUGUCAUUCAACAGCCACCACGAUGGGGAGUACUCCUUCGAAGUAGUCUGGUGUCUUCUUUUCCAGAUUUGAAGGUCGUAGGGUCCAGCACGGCAUACUACGACCCAAGUACGAGCAAGCCCUUUUUACUAAGGAGGGUAGCCCCGGAUAUCAUGCUAUGCCUCUCCGACUUUCGACCGGGCGACUCCGAUUUUACGUAUCUAUGUAUAUCCCUCCCGAUUCACCGACAGACGUAUCAGCUAGGCGAAACAUUUACAGCGUAG